Messenger RNA from Lottia gigantea (owl limpet), 2511 nucleotides. RefSeq lists its product as hypothetical. The transcript has 23 exons. Bases 1 to 2511 code for a protein of 836 amino acids. NCBI's taxonomy places the organism in Eukaryota, Metazoa, Mollusca, Gastropoda, Lottiidae. Gene Ontology annotation, cellular component: nucleus; cytoplasm. The record is from RefSeq and is a predicted model, not a curated record.
AUGAGUAGAGUAAUCAGUGUCCCUCCCUUCACCUUCAUUCAUAUUCUGAACAAUAAUACCAAUAUCUCACAGAUUGAGAUUGGUCCCAAGAAUUUUGCUCUGCAGACCAAUGAAGUUUUAAUAACAGAACCAUGUCCAAUGGUGAAAGUUCCACCUGGACAUUAUUGUAUCAUCCUGAAUCCAAUGAGGUAUAUUCAAGUUAUUCAGAUCAUGGAAAUAAGUAAAUAUGAAGCUGGGAAGUUCUGUGAAUUGAAAAUGGGUCAGUCAGAAGUUAGACUGAAUGGGGAACCAUUUCCACUGUAUCCAGGUGAAUCUCUGUAUGGUGCUGAGAAUUUUGGUAAAACAUCCAAAGAUUAUUCCAGUGCUAUCAAGCCUCUACCAGUAAUUCCUGCUAAUCAUGCGUUGUCUGUGACAGCCCUGGUAGACCAUGAUGAUGGAGGUGUGGUCCGUCGUGCUGGAGAUAUGUGGCAUAUUGAAGGACCCAUCACCUAUAUACCUACAGUCGAGGCAGAAAUAAAUAAAAUAGUUGAACCAGUUGUUAUUAAAAUGGAUCAAGUUUUAAGACUAUCUGCUAAACAAGACUGUAUUGAUAGUAGUGGCAGGAGGAGAGUUACAGGAGAAGAAUGGUACAUCACAGAACAAGGCGCCUACCUACAAGGAGUUCAUGAAAACUUCCUUGGACUGGAGGAAAAAAUAACCCUAACCCCCGACACUGGCUAUCAUCUUGGUGCCACAGAAAGACUCACAGACUUUAUGGGAAAACACAGAUUACCUGGUGAAGCAUGGUUAGUAACUGGUGAACAAACAGAUCUGAUAAUACCUCAGAUUGAACAAUCACUGGUUCUGUACAGAUUGUCUAUAACUGAAAUAUUUCAAGUUAACAAGAGAGAUGCUUGUUUGCUUACCUAUAUUAUUAUUGUUCCAGGAGAGAAACUAGAGAGUGGAAUACAGAAUACGAGAAUAUUAUCAGCUGAUGAAACUCUAGUACUACAGGCAAUAGAGGACUUUACAGAUGAUCUGGAGGAAGUUGUGUUUUCAGAGGAAGUAAUAAGAAAGGCUGGAGAUAGAUGGAUGAUAACGGGACCAUUAGAAUAUAUUCCACCGAUACACGUUAAAAUACUGUCACAGAGAGUGGCAGUACCGUUAAGUAAGAAUGAAGGUAUUUAUAUACAGAAUAUUAGAACUGGUGAAGUAAGGUCUGUGAUGGGACAGUGUUCCUAUAUGUUACAAGAAUGGGAGGAACUCUGGGCUAAAAUACUUUCAGAUGAUGUUGAGGAAUUGUUAAGCGGAUCUGGUGAGAUUCGUAAAUUAGCUUAUUACGAACAGUCCAUAGAUCCUAAAAUAUUACAGGGAAGAAAUAAAACAAGAGUUGUUACAUAUCGUUGCCCUGGUAAUACUGCUGUACAGGUUUAUAACUAUCAGAAGAAGACAGCUAGAGUUAUAUUUGGACCAGAUUUAGUUAUUCUUGGCCCUCAUGAAAACUUCAAUGUCCUGUCUUUAAGUGCUGGUAAACCUAAAGUACCAAAUGCAUUAAAGUCAUUAUGUCUGCUGUUAGGUCCUGAUUUUAUUACAGACAUUAUAGAGGUUGAAACUUCAGAUCAUGCCAGAUUACAAAUAAAAAUAGCUUUUAAUAAUUAUUUUGAGAUUGAUUCUGAACAUGAAGAGAAAAUAUUUGCUGUUCCUGAUUUUAUUGGUUUUGCUUGUAACCAAAUAGGAGGGAAAAUAAGAGGCGCUAUAGCACAAGUUCCAUUUGAUAAAUUUCAUCGUAAUUCUCUGCAAGUUAUACAGUAUGCUGUUUUUGGUGUUAAUAGUUCUAAAUUACAAUUUGACGUCAAUAAUCUGGUAAUAACAAGUUUAGAUGUUCAAUCUAUUGAACCUGUUGAUAGAAAGAUGAGAGAUUCACUGAGUAAAUCAGUUCAAAUGGCUAUAGAAAUAUCUACUAGUUCUGUGGAGGCAGCAGCAUCACACGAAGCUCAACGAAACGAACAAAUCGCUAAGGGCAACCUAGAACGUCAGAAACUGGCUAAUGAACGUAACUCAGAAAGGGAGAGAACAAAGUUAUUAGAAUUAUGUGCAAUGACAGCAGCUGUUGAAUCAACUGGGCAGGCGAAAGCUGAAGCCCAGGCCAACGCUGAGAAAACUCUGAUAGAAUGUCACAGUGAAAUUGAAGCUGCUAAAUUAAAAGCGGAGGCAAUGACAAUAGAACAUAAUGCAAAACUUCUAUCUCAAAUACAGAUGAGAAGAUAUGAAAUAGAUUAUUUAAGGAAAGAAAAUGAACUGGAAUUAAACAGAACUAAGAGAAUGGCAGCCAUUGAGAUCAAUAACUUUGAAAAUAAAGUAAAUGCUCUGGGAGUAGAAACAUUAAAGGCCAUGGCACGAGCUGGACCAGAAACCAAGAUUAAACUGCUACAGAGUGUUGGUUUAGAGAGUAUGUUGGUAACCGAUGGCAACAAUCCCAUCAACCUCUUCAAUACCAGUAAUGGAUUGAUUGGUGCCAGUCAAACGAGUUAA